Messenger RNA from Lolium rigidum, 1491 nucleotides. RefSeq names its product ribosome-binding ATPase YchF. The transcript has 11 exons. Bases 16 to 1317 code for a protein of 433 amino acids. Gene Ontology annotation, molecular function: GTP binding; ATP hydrolysis activity; ATP binding. The record is from RefSeq and is a predicted model, not a curated record. Lineage: Eukaryota; Viridiplantae; Streptophyta; Magnoliopsida; Poales; Poaceae. Gene Ontology annotation, cellular component: cytoplasm.
UCUCGGCGGGCGCCCAUGGCUACGAUGUCCCGUGCCCUCGGCUCGGCGUUCGUGGGAUUCACGCGGACACCCGCUGUGCCGACGACGGCGCCCUUGCCGUCCCCAUGCGCCUCCUCCGCGCUCCUCUUUCGCUGGCAGCGCAGCCGAGGCAUCGGCGGCAGCGCCGCGCGGCGGUUCUCUUCGGGCCGCAACGCCAAGAUUAGCAUGAGCCUCCGCGCCGGCAUCGUCGGCCUUCCCAACGUCGGCAAGUCCACCCUCUUCAACGCCAUUGUUGAAAAUGGGAAAGCCCAAGCCGCAAACUUCCCCUUCUGCACCAUAAACCCAAACACUGGCGUCGUGGCUAUUCCAGACCCUCGCUUGCACGUCCUCUCAAAACUAAGCAAGUCCAAGCAGGCGGUCCCAACAUCCAUUGAGCUUGUGGACAUUGCAGGCCUCGUCAAAGGAGCAAGCAAAGGAGAGGGACUGGGAAAUCAAUUUCUUUCAAACAUCCGUGAAGUAGAUUCUAUACUUCAGGUUGUGCGAUGCUUUGAAGAUGAUGAUAUUGUUCAUGUUAAUGGAAAAGUGGAUCCUAAGUCAGAUAUUGAUGUGAUUAACCUAGAACUGAUAUUUUGUGAUCUUGAACAGAUAGAGAAGAGAUUAGAUAAGCUGAAGAAGAGUAAAACAAAAGAUGCACAAGUGAAAGUGAAGGAAGAUGCAGAACGGUCAGGAUUGGAGAAGAUUCUGAAGGCACUUCUGGAGGGAAAGCCUGCAAGAUCUGUUGAUUUGGCUGACCAUGAGAAAGAAGCUGUACAACAUCUUUAUCUGCUAACUAUGAAGCCUGUCAUUUAUGUUGCUAAUGUAGCAGAAUCUGAUCUUGCUGAACCUGAUAAAAAUCCCCAUGUCAAAGAGGUGGCCAAACUAGCAUCAGAGUUGCAAUCCGGCAUUGUUACAAUAUCAGCUCAGGUUGAGGCUGAGCUGUCUGAAUUACCACUAGAAGAGAGAGUAGAGUACCUAAAUUCUCUUGAUGUUACUGAAAGUGGGCUUGGCAAUUUGGUAAAAGCAACGUAUAACCUUUUGGGCUUAAGAACAUAUUUCACGACUGGAGAGCAGGAAACAAAAGCUUGGACCAUUCUUGCAGGCAUGACUGCACCUCAAGCAGCCGGAGUUAUCCAUAGUGACUUUCAGAAAGGCUUCAUUAGAGCUGAAACUGUAUCUUAUGAUGAUUUUGUUGUGGCGGGUUCUCUUGGAGUAGCAAGAGAAAAGGGAGUGCUGAGGUUGGAAGGGAAGGAAUAUGUGGUGCAGGAAGGAGAUGUGAUGCUUUUCCGAUUCAAUGUCUAACAAUAAUAGCCUGCUAAAAUUAUCAAUAUACACUCGAGUUUCUACAAGCUUAAGGCAAAACAAAAUUUGAUUAGAACAUGAGAUUUUGUCUUUUGAGACACAAACUUCCGGUGAACUCGGCAGUCGGCAUUGUAUCAUUUUCCGGAGAAAAAUAAAUACUGAUUCAUUGUUUCA